AUGAUAUCCUGCGCCUAUGCACUUCUUUUCUCGGGUUACAGAGCGUCAAACGGUCUCUCAUCAUCUUAUCACUCGUCAUAUAAUAGAGCAAAAGAACCGACAAGAGUUGAUGUUCCGAAAAGUCUAGUUUUUCUCGCGGAUGGGUUCGGAUAUUCGUUCUAUGGUGCCUAUGAGUUUCCAUCUAACGGCCAAUUCCCUAGACCCGACGCACAAUUUGACAUAGCUAUGACCAUAGACACACGCAUUGAUCCUAGAACUAAUGUAGUGGCUUACUGCUCACCCACCUUAUCAUCUAUGAAAAUAAUUGAAACAUUUAAGUAUGAUUUAACUCCGAUGGGUAAAACAUACUACGCAGAUUCAAUACCCCCCACAACCUCAGAGCGCAAUUGUCAAGAGCUGAUUCAGGAAGAGUGGUAUCAAUUACUGGAAAAUUCAUCAAGAUGGCCAAAAGAGCUCGCACAAAACCGCGCAUGCUCAAGUCGUGACAUCAUCAGCUUAGCUCAUCGAGGCCUUUUACUAGUAACUGGAGUUUACAGCGAAAUGGCCCCAAUGAACGAAGCUGAAGUUCCAAAAGUAAAUGUAAGAAGCUCUGUAGAUCUGCAUCUGAUGGUUUCACCUGAACAAAUUCUUGGGACUUGGAAAUAUAGGGCAACGCAGAUGGCGCUCGUCUGGUACUUUGGCCAUUUGCAUCUUUUCGAAAGGGAAAGUGGGAGUACAACAUGGUGGCCAAAGACGAAAAUAGAGGUAGAACAGGGCAACGGUUCGAUUCUUAUACAUUUCAUGCGCUACUAUAUGAACUUAUUCAAUAACCUGGAUGACAGGAUCGCACAGUAUGGGUUUCUGUAUAGAGCAGUUGAUCUUAUUCCGUGCUCAUCCUGCAUCCCCCUUGACACGGAAAAUAAAUCUGAUCAUAUUAUGGUUGAAAUCAGAAAGCUGAGAAUUGAAAGGCAGCGUACUCCAUACCAUAAAUUCUUAAUUGAAAAAUUUUGA
This is a messenger RNA of Blumeria graminis f. sp. triticale, 990 nucleotides long. The record is from the annotation of a GenBank genome assembly. NCBI's taxonomy places the organism in Eukaryota, Fungi, Ascomycota, Leotiomycetes, Helotiales, Erysiphaceae.